GCCUUUAAAUUUUGCGAGGGACGCGAUUCCGUCCUCUUUUCCUUCGAUCCCCAAACCCUAGCUCCUCACUGCUGUCACCUCCCUCUCCAGAUUUAGGGAUUUUUGAUCGAAGAACUGACGCUCAGCAGUUAAAGGCCAGUAGUCUGAUCUCAUCUUCUUCUUCUAAGGGUGUUCUACAUGAAUUGAUUUUGACGAGGGCAUGAUUACGGCCAUCAUUUGCAAUGAAGACUGAGCAGCAUCGUAAAAAAAUGCCAACAUCAUCUACAAAAGGGAAGGCAGUUAGAGGACUUAGCUGCACCAAAUCUGGGAUAUCCACUGAUAAAAUUUCCAAGCAGAGGUCGAAAAAAGCAGGUAAUAAAUUGCUUCCUCUUCAUGCUGAGCAGCAGGGACAAAAAACAACCAUCACUUCGGUUUGUAAGCAAAGCAGACUUGAUCACUCACCCAGUCAGUUGUUGCCUGCCACAGGUGAUCAAUUGAUCACAGAAAAUGGGGAAGAAUUGCAGUUUCCAACUCCACCUGUGUCAUCUGCAGCUUCAGCAUCUGUUCCAAGACCAUCCAUCUGCUUUCAAAAGUUUAAGCUCCAGCUGUUUCCAAUAGAUGAAGUUACACUUAGAGCUUUGGAGAUGGAGAAGCACAACCCUUACCUGGAGCUAACAAUAGGAACACGAAAGAAAAUUUCUUCUGUAGUAAAGCACCUUAAUGUCAAGUGGGGUACACCAACGAUGACAACAGGAGAGUUAAUGCUGUUUCCAUACUACACACAGACAGAAAAUCUUAUGGGUCAGAUGAGAUGGACUUUGAAGGACACUAAUACUAGUGCAAGUGAUGUGCAUGUUGCCAUAGGUAACCCUGCUAUUUUUCGGCUCAGAUAUGGAUGGUUCUCCAAUACCGAGCCCAGCAUAAGCAGCACGCCUUUGAUAUCUCCAUUUUCUGAAAGUAGUGUACAAAUUAAGGAAAAUGAGAUAAAGGAUUCUGUUAAAAUUGUUGAUCAUGAAAGACAUUUGUGUUGCAUAGCAAGUCAAGAGAAUGCUCCUGCACCUGCUGAAGAUUCACCAAAUGAAGAUGUAAGGAUGAGCAGUCAGUUGGAUAAAACUAUUCAGUCGCUGGAUAACCAGAGAACCGCCAACAGCCAAGUACUUCUGUGGGAUAUAUCUAACAUAAGCUUUGGAGCCUUAUUGUCUGAUGCUUCAAGAAAUGUAAAUAUUAGCCAGAUUAGCUGUGAUUCAUUUGAUGCUGCCUUUGACCGUUUCAAAGCAAAAGUUCAGCCAGCAUCUGUGCCUUCCAUACUGGAUGCUGAGGAAACAUGCAAUGCCUUUUCUUUUCGAAAGACCCCCUCCUCAACUGGAACAGAUCCAGCUCAAACUAAAGAUGCUCCUGCUGCAUCAUGCAUACAGAAUAUCUGGUCUAAUCCUUCGAGGUUUCAUGAUGCGGAUAAUGCUUGUAAACGAUCCCCACUAAGCCAGCAGCUUCAUACAACUGGUGAAGCUUGUUUGCAAUCAGGAGGUGAUUCACAAAAUCUCACACAGGAUGUUAUUGGUGACGGACACAAAUCACAGGCUUAUACACAAGCUUCUCAUGGUGAUACUAGCCAUACUGUGAAGUUGGACAUAUGCUGGCCUGAGUCCUUGGGUCCUUGGGAAUAUGCCACACCUGCCUCCAAACAGUUUGUUGGUGGCGAUAGCAUUGGCCUCGAUGGUCUGAUUGCGAGCAGUUUAGACUCAUUUCAGAACUUCUCCAUAUUUUAGAGCAUAUAAUAAGGUAAGGCAGUUGAUCAAGGGGUUGCUUACUUGCUCAUGCUUAUUGCACUCCUUGUCACGUACAUCGUCCAUUGAUCCAUGUCAUCUUUGAUCUCAUGAGCGGAUGACUGCGAUUUCUUCUUGUUUAGUUGUGGAGUUUAUGGAGGUCAUCAAUUAGUUAUCAAGUAUUUUUUUUAUUAAGUAACAUAUAUAAGAAAAAGGUUGUUUACAGUAUAUUUGCAUUUUCCCAGCAGUCCAAUAGAUUAUUUUGCAUUGGGAGUUAUAGGUCUUUGAUCAAGUUGCUGUCUUGUAAAAUUACUUUAGCAAAUUGAUCUAUGAAGAUAAUGUAACAAAUUACAAUAAUCUUUUACUUUGUUCCUAUUGCAAACAU
Asparagus officinalis (garden asparagus) is the source of this 2127-nucleotide messenger RNA. Its product is annotated as TSL-kinase interacting protein 1-like. NCBI's taxonomy places the organism in Eukaryota, Viridiplantae, Streptophyta, Magnoliopsida, Asparagales, Asparagaceae. Gene Ontology annotation, cellular component: nucleus. Gene Ontology annotation, biological process: pattern specification process. Gene Ontology annotation, molecular function: chromatin binding. The coding region runs from base 222 to 1745 and encodes 507 amino acids. The transcript is spliced from 10 exons. The record is from RefSeq and is a predicted model, not a curated record.